GGCACACAUACAUUGACAUAAGUGUACAUGAUACAAGCAUCAAUUUUGUGACAGUUUUUUAAUAAAUUAAAUAUAAAAAUGGCAUUUGUAGAACCUUCACAACAAUUUGCAAUGGGAACAAACAAUAUAAUGGGUUCAGAUUGGAUGACAUCCGAACACAGUACAGGAACAUCUAUAAUGGCUGUUGAAUUUAAUGGUGGUGUUGUAAUUGGCGCAGAUUCACGUUCAACAACAGGAUCAUACGUUGCUAAUCGAUAUGCGGAUAAAUUGACAAAAAUAACUGAUAACAUUUAUUGUUGUCGAUCCGGUUCCUCUGCAGAUACUCAAGCAAUUUCAAGUAUUGUAGCCUAUCAUUUGGGUUUUCAUCAAAUGGAAUUAGGAGAACCACCAAAGGUAGAAACUGCCGCUAAUGUUUUUCGUGAAAUGUGUUACAAUUAUCGUGAUUCUCUGAUGGCUGGAAUUCUCGUUGCCGGAUGGGAUUCACGAAAAGGAGGUCAGGUUUACAGUGUUCCCAUUGGUGGUAUGUGUGUUCGUCAACCAAUUUCCAUCGGUGGUUCAGGAUCAACUUAUGUUUAUGGAUAUGUUGACGCCAAUUACAAACCCAAUAUGACAAGGGAUGAAUGUGUUGAAUUAGUUCAAAACACACUUGCUCUUGCUAUGGCUCGAGACGGAAGCAGUGGAGGCGUUAUUCGCAUUGGAGUAAUCACCGAGAAAGGAAUUGAACGCAAAGUAAUUCUAGGAAAUGAAUUGCCAAGUUUCUACCAAGAAUAAGUACUUUAAUUUCCGUAUACACAUUUCGUUAACAAGAAUAAUUUUCUAAUCUUCAUUUGGUUAAUAAAUUAAUUAAAAAAAAAAAGAAUAAAA
Molecule: messenger RNA, 864 nt
Organism: Leptopilina boulardi
Lineage: Eukaryota; Metazoa; Arthropoda; Insecta; Hymenoptera; Figitidae
Gene: Prosbeta1
Product: proteasome subunit beta type-6
Exons: 5
Coding region: 79-771 (230 amino acids)
Cellular component (GO): proteasome core complex
Molecular function (GO): threonine-type endopeptidase activity
Source: RefSeq, a predicted model, not a curated record